This is a messenger RNA of Hylaeus anthracinus, 1895 nucleotides long. Its product is annotated as thioredoxin domain-containing protein 9. Bases 165 to 812 code for a protein of 215 amino acids. The transcript is spliced from 4 exons. Gene Ontology annotation, cellular component: cytoplasm. Gene Ontology annotation, biological process: microtubule cytoskeleton organization. The record is from RefSeq and is a predicted model, not a curated record. NCBI's taxonomy places the organism in Eukaryota, Metazoa, Arthropoda, Insecta, Hymenoptera, Colletidae.
CUAACUAAAAACGUGGCUCCCAUAACAGUGAGUGAGCACCACUUUUACUUCACAUGCAAUGAAGUAACAAAUUCCUUAUAUAGUCAAACCCGUCAAACCUGAUAACGAAUUGGUAAAAAUUAUUGUGUUAAGAAAAAAUUAAUCUAUUACGAUUUAAAUUCGAGAUGGAGACUGUUUUGCAACAAAAAGUGAUAGAAGCAACUCAAUGUAUUGAAAAACAAUUAGACGCUGAAUUAGAAAAGUUGGACAAUUUGGAUAUUAAUGAUUUUGAAAAAUUGCGUGAAAAUCGAUUAAAAAAGUUAAAAUUGCAUCAACAACAAAAACAAAAUUGGCUAUCUUUGGGCCAUGGAGAAUAUUUAGAAGUGUACGAUGAAAAAGAAUUUUUUGAAGUAUCAAAAAAAUCUGGAAAUAUUGUUUGUCAUUUCUAUAAAGAUGAUUCACCAAGAUGUAAAAUAGUGGAUCACCAUCUUAAAAUACUUGCUAAGAAACAUAUUGAAGCAAGAUUUUGUAAAUUAAAUGUAGAACGGUGUCCAUUUUUAACUGAACGUUUAAGGAUCAAAAUUAUUCCUACAAUUGCUCUUAUUUUAAAUAGUAAAACUACAGAUUAUAUUGUAGGGUUUACUGACCUGGGAAAUCGUGAUGAUUUUUCCACAGAAACAUUGGAAAACAGAAUUUCACUCUCAGGUGUAAUCAGAAUUGACGACAAUUUUUCUUCAGAAAAAGAAGAAAAACCAUGGUUACCGCAGGGUUUAAAAUCAAAAACUAUUAGAGAAUCUGAUUCACCAAACUUUGAUGAUUCAGAUAUUGACUAAAAAUAUUCAUAAUAAUUAAGAAAAAUUUAUUCAUAUACAUAUUAUUUAUGUUUUUGUUAAAUCGCUUCUUUUCAUUCUAAAUUAUAAGUUUAUUUGUAUUAAAAAUUUUUACCAAUGUAACACUUCAUUAAUAAAAAUUCGCAAUUAUUCAAUCAAUAUAUUUCAGUGUAUAAAAUGUGUGUUAAUAUUUUAGUACUAAUUAUAAGAUAUCAAUAAUUACAAGAUAUAAUUAUUAUAUUCUUCUAAUAUAUAUUUUGUACAUUUUGUUAACAAUAUACUUACUGUUAUAAGAAUAUAAAAAUACUUUUAAAUUAUUUUAUCAUUUAAAUGAAAUAAAAAUAUGUAAAUUCUUUAGCAUUAUUCUCUGAGUUUAUAAGAUCAAAGGUAAAAAUAGAGUCCUCAGAAUGUAAUGAUAUAAUGUAUAUAAACAAAGUAAACUAAUUGUAAAAAAUCUAAUAUUUUUUUGAGAAUAAUUUUGAAAUAGCGUUUACUCAUGAAUAUUAUGUGAACAUAAUGCAAUUGUAUAUUUGCAAAAAAUAUGUGAAAAUCUUAGUAUUUUUUUAAAUUUGAAGUUAUAAAAUAGUAAACUAUGAAAAUAAUAUUACUAAAAAAUGCUAUUUAAAUUCAUUUGAUUUGACUAUAUUUAAUGAUAGUUCCUUAAAUUUUAAUGUUAUUACACUAUAAAUAAUCCAUAAAACAAUAUGUAACUCAUUACAUUGUUUUAUUUUACAGUAAAGGUGAUAUAUGGCGUAUGCAUUGAACAUUAACAACAUUAUUUUUCAAAUUUUCAAUUGAAUCUGAAAUUAAAUAUAAUUGAGAAUAUAUUUUAAUGUUAUUAUUCUAAACAUGCUACUUGUAUACAUGCAUCAUUUCUUGCAUAUAUGUACAAGAAAUUUAUGUUAUUUAGUUUUACAUGUUUAAGAUAAAUUGAAUUUAGUGAGAAAAUAUUCUGUUUCUUAGAUUUGUAUAUAUUUAAUAACUAACUUGUAAUAUUAUAAUUAUGCAAUGUAUCACAGAGAUAAUUUUGCAUACCUUAUAAAUUAUAUGUACACAUUGAAAUAAAAAUUUAUUUAUACUAAUGCA